AUGGCGAUUGAAUUGGUACCAGGAAGUUCAGGGCGUAUAGAUGUUGGUGUUGAUCACAAAAUAACGUAUUUUAGCAACAAAUAUGUAUUGGGUUUGACUGUGAUUGCUGGCAUUGGUGGUCUCCUUUUCGGUUAUGACACAGGAGUUGUAUCAGGAGCCCUUCUGUACAUCCGUGAUGAAUUUGAGGAAGUCGAUCAAAGUAGUGUCUUACAGGAGACAAUUGUUAGCAUGGCUCUACUUGGUGCAAUUUUUGGAGCCGCAUCUGGUGGGUGGAUAAAUGAUUUAUAUGGACGUAAGAGUGCUACUCUUAUUGCCGAUGUGAUUUUUGUGCUUGGAUCCUUUUUGAUGGCCACUGCACCCGAUCCAUAUGUUCUUUUAUUUGGGCGGUUCUUGGUUGGGCUGGGUGUCGGUGUGGCUUCUGUUACUGCUCCAAUGUAUAUUGCAGAAGUAGCGCCAUCAGAAAUACGGGGAGGCCUUGUGAGCACCAAUGUGCUUAUGAUCACUAGUGGACAAUUUCUUUCAUAUCUUGUUAAUCUUGGCUUCACCGAGGUUCGUGGGACUUGGCGAUGGAUGCUUGGAAUAGCUGCGGUACCAGCGAUUCUUCAGUUUUCAUUGAUGUUGCUUUUGCCCGAGUCUCCACGUUGGCUUUACAAGAACAGAAGUAGUUCUGAGGCUGUUGCCAUGCUAUCAAAAAUUUAUGAUCCUGAUCGGUUGAAGGAGGAACUCCACCAGCUUUCAGCUGCGUUAGAGCAAGAAUGCCGGAGCCAGAAUGCUGUCAGAUACCGGGAUGUUUUCAGAAUUAAAGAAAUCAGACUUGCAUUUGUUGCUGGAGCUGGUCUGCAGGCAUUUCAACAGUUCAUUGGCAUCAACACUGUCAUGUAUUAUAGCCCAACCAUAGUCCAGAUGGCUGGUUUUGGGUCGAACCAAUUAGCCCUUCAACUAUCUCUAAUAGUCGCGUUAAUGAAUGUUGCCGGAACAGUUGUUGGAAUCUACCUCAUUGACCAUGUUGGCCGCCGCAAAUUGGCACUCAGCAGCUUAAUAGGUGUAAUUCUAUCAUUGGUUCUCCUGUCCAUUGCAUUCUUCCUUGAAUCAUCUGGACAUGCCAACAUCAGGUGGCUUGCGGUUCUUGGCUUAGUCCUGUAUAUUGCUUCCUUCGCCCCGGGGAUGGGGCCUGUCCCGUGGACGGUAAACUCGGAAAUAUAUUCGGAAUCAUAUAGAGGGAUGUGUGGGGGAAUGGCGGCCACUGUGAACUGGGUAUCGAACUUGAUAGUUUCUCAGAGCUUCCUUUCUGUUGCCGAUGCUGUUGGAAUCGGUAUGACUUUCUUGAUACUGGCGGGAGUUUCAGUGGCUGCUAUUGGUUUUGUGGUCAUGUUUGUUCCGGAGACCAAAGGGUUGACUUUCGAGGAAGUUGAGAAAUUGUGGAAAGAGAGGGCUUGGGGAAGUGGUAAUGGUGCAGAAUCCCUUCUUGAAGAGGACGAGGCGUAG
Molecule: messenger RNA, 1485 nt
Organism: Cynara cardunculus var. scolymus (artichoke)
Lineage: Eukaryota; Viridiplantae; Streptophyta; Magnoliopsida; Asterales; Asteraceae
Product: inositol transporter 1-like
Exons: 6
Coding region: 1-1485 (494 amino acids)
Biological process (GO): transmembrane transport
Cellular component (GO): membrane
Molecular function (GO): myo-inositol:proton symporter activity
Source: RefSeq, a predicted model, not a curated record